AAAGCGGGUGAAAUACCGAUUCCUUCGUGUUUGGCAAUUCAAUGGAAGCAGAUACGUAGCUCUAAUGCCUUGCGCUGGACAGCCAAGAAUUGUAAUCAUCCUGGUAGAUUCAUAUGCAAGAAGCCUUCUGUUGUUGUACCGGAAGAGUUGAAUAAAACAGUGAGUCAAAUGCAUGGCAAUUUAACAUCUGUGAAUUACCCAUCGAAUUAUCUCAACGACCUCGAUUAUAUUGCCGAAGUCAUUGGACCAUCCAAUUCCCGUGUGGUGCUCACGUUUCAUCACUUUGAUCUCGAAUGGCAAGAAGAUUGCCUUUACGAUUUUGUGCUCUUGCGUUCCGAUUUGAAAGAAGAAGGAACCAAAUUAUGUGGCGAACAUCUCAGCGAGAGAGAAUUUGUGUCUAGGACAAACAAAGCUUACGUCAGUUUCCAUUCAGAUUUCUCAAUUACGGCUUCAGGUUAUUUGGCUUCAUGGGAAAUCGUUGACCUUUCUGUCUGCCUUAACAGGAAGCUGCUAAUUCUAGAACCAACUCAUAUCACGAGUCUGCGAUAUCCCCGGGCUUACUUGGGUGGACUGGAGUGCCGUGUGACUGUCAGUGCUUCGUCAACAUCGAAACGUCUUCUGCUGACUGUUAUCGAUCUUGAUCUAGGCCACUGUAUGGAUGACUACCUUGAAGUAAACCUGGAUCCAGCUGAUGAGAUGAAAAAAAUUAAAUUAUGUGGAAAUGAUAUAUUACCCGGUACCCAGCUUCUAGCGUAUGGUAACGAGGCUCAUUUUGUCUUUCAUAGCGCUGAAGAUACUACAAUGGGAAGCCCAAAAAAUCGUGGUUAUAACCUUACGUGCGAAACCUGGGGAGAGAAUACGUUAGAGAGCACUCUCUACUUAAAUUCUAGAAGAAAAGGUAAGAUUUACAGUCUUAACUUCCAACAUCAGCUGCCAGUAGGUCUCAACUACAGCCAGAGAAUGAUAGUCCCUGUUGGUUACAAGAUUUACCUUCGUUCACCUAACAUAAGUUACUCAUCUACUGAAAGAUCCAUAGCAUGCGAUGGCAGCGGAAUCCUGAUUCAGGAUUAUUAUUCUGUACAAAAAACUCUUUUCUUCUGGAGUCCUUGUCAAUCUACAAACUUGGAAGAUGCGGAAGGAUUUUGGUCGACACUGCAUGUUUUGAAUAUCCAGUCUUGGAAUUUUGAUGGCAGUUUGCCUUUGUUUUACUUUGACUACAAGGUUAUUAAAGAUGAUCAUUUUGUAAAUACAACACUCGCUUUGCCAUCAGAUUCAGUGGAUUCAUGUAAACCCAACCCUUGCCAGCAUAAGGGCAGAUGCAUAAGAAAUGGAACCUCAUACCGGUGUCACUGCUUUGGCCAUUACACAGGUUUAUUUUGCCAGCUUACCUGGUGCGAUGUAAAUAUAUGUGGUGAAAAUGGCAUCUGUAACUUGACACUUAAUGGAUGGAACUGUGACUGCUUGCCAGGAUAUUCGGGACCUCGUUGCCAGCAAAGAGUUACACCAUGUUCUCCAAACCCCUGUGAAUCAAAUGGUGUAUGCACACUUCGAAACGGAAGUUUUGCUUGCGUUUGUGCUCCUGAUUAUGAAGGGACACACUGUGAAAAAUUUGUGAUUCGUAUUCCUUAUAAGCCUUUAAGUCAAAGAAUGUUGGAGGAGCCUUUCUGGCUUGGUCUUAUAACUGUAUUCAGCGUUUUGUUAAUUAUACUUUGCGUAUAUUGCAUCAAACGCAAAUUCGCAGACAAAAUUGAGAAAUUUUUGGCAGAAGAAAUUGAAAGGAGCAAGUUCCAACCUUCACCACCAGCAACAAGGUAUAGCUUAAGUUCUACUCAGCCAAGCCUCACGCCAGGAAAUCAAAGCCCACAAACAUGUCCGAAAUCCUUGUUCAGCCGUAUCCGAAAAAAUAGUCUCCUGAGUACUGCCUGUAGCCCAAGCCCAACUCCUGACAGAGAGCAGUCCCGGACGUUUAGCUUUGAUGACAUUCUACGUAGGGUACAUUCCUCCAAAAGAAAUAAGGCACCUUCAAAUAAUCCUUCCUCUAGUGGAGCAAGUACGUCUAAUCCUCCUCAUGCAGUUACUUCAAAGGAAGAAGCAGCGAAGAAAGAGGAGGAGAAAUCCCGUAUUUUAGCGUCACUAGUUACAUCCAACAAAGAAGCUGUUUCAAGACGCAUGAGCCUCGACGAAUUUUUUCGAAUGAGUGAAAGGAAAUUACAGCUAAGUGCAAAAAGAACGAACAGUACCGCUGAAAGUACGGAUUCUGAAAGUGGCAAGAGAGAAACGAGUUUCAUAUCUAUCGCAUCCCCCAAAACUCUAAGGCAAUCCUUUUCGGAGAUUCAAAGCAUUCGAGAGCAGUCUAUUGAAUACAUGUCAUCAUCAGAAAGUUUAAGUGGUGAACCAAGCACAAGUGAAAUUCAGGCCGAUGUAUCACCUAAUCUCCCUUCCUGUACUUCAGAUCAAAAGUCCCAAGAUGAAGAGAACGUUAGGAAAUCACCAGAUAACUCUAUAGUUCAAACGCACUCAGCCGCUCCAAGUCCCACGCCUUCUGAAAGAUCUCUUGCGCCAUCUGUUAGUAUCAUAAUAGACCAGUGUGAAACAGAUGCAAAACAGGAUUCUGAAGCAGAUGAAAAAAACUGUGAUAAUGAAUCAAAAGGUGAUGCUUGUGAGAAAAUCAAACCUCUUAGCCCUGUCAUAUCAAGGAGGAGUUCCUAUCUCGAAGUGCCUCAUCCUAUUCCUGCAAUUCAUGUGUUUUCUGCUGAAGCAGAUGAACCAGAUAAUUCAAAUAAUACUUCUUCGCAGGAUAGAAAUGAACAAUCAUCCCCUUGCAAGAAAGACUUCGUGCCACCUCGAAAGUACUCUGUUGAUUUACCGAUGCCAAAAAUUUUAAUAACUGCCAACAUGAAUUCUUGUGAUUCAGAUGAAGCUAGUCCACCGCGUACUCCCAACCCUAAUAAAUCGAUGAUGUAUUUAAGUCCUCUAGCCGUAAUUUCAUCGUCUACUGAUCGCACUAUAUCUGAGUCUAAUCUCAGUACAUCAGGUUAUUCUUCUAUUUCUAGUCCUGGUCUAUCUCGUUGUAACUCUAGUAGCCCUAUAUCUGAUGAUGUUGACCACAAUCAUCAUCCAAACUGUAAUCGUAAAACAGAGCUACAGUCUCCUAAAAAACCUCACGGACUUCAAAUGACAUAUCUGAGUGUUGGUGGCAAUGAUAAAGCAUUUUUCUUUCCCCCAACAAUAGCAUGUCAUUGUCAUACCCCUAAUCAAUCUGCUCCUGUAGUGUUCGAACCAAAGAAUACGCCUGCUGUUCCUACCGUUUGGAAUCAAGGGAAACAUAGACUUCUCUAUAAUCGAACUUCGUAUCAAACAACAAGCACAGAUGACUCUAUUGAUGAUGAAGGUAUAGGAAUGGAUCAUAUUGACUUUAAAAUUCGUAAAGGUGAAGUUCGAAGCGCUCGAGAUUUAGAAAUGUACAUAGCUACAGAAAAGACAGUUCCACAGGACGCUUCUACUCUGUUGUUAAUAGAGUCAAGUAAGCCUGAUUUAUUAGCUUGUUCUGUUAACAACAAAGUGCAGAAUGGUACGAAUUUUAAAGGCAGUCCAAGGACAGGAGUACGAAAAGGGGAGAAACCUAAGAAAUAUACAGAUAAGCAUCGGCGGAGUCCGGUGAUGUCUCCAGCAAGCACACCUGUGAAAGACCACAAUGAAAAUGCAGAGGUUCGUAUCCCUCGCAACUCUUCACGAACUAGUAUAUGUGGACCUUUAGUAUCUUCAUCUGAAAGCGAUGAUCAAGAUGGAUACUUGGGUACAAGGCAGAAAAGCCAGACACGAAGGUCAAAGAAACAUGAAGCGGUUGCUGUUGGACAAAAACAGCCUUUGGUGUCAAUGCCUUCUUUAGACAGCAGUGGAACGAAAACCGACAAGAGCUCGGAUGCAACAGGAAGGUCUAGUCCCAUGUCUGAGAGCAAUGGAGAUUCUGCCCCCAUGGAUUCCCGAUCCCCUGCAUCUUCUUCCUCAGAAUCCCUCCCGUCCACAAGAGAUUCUACUAUCUGUGAAAAGGCUUUCUGCAAUCGACACAAAUUAGCUCUUGAGCAGCAUACAAGGUCUUUCCCCCCAUUAAAUCAGUGCUCAAGGCUUCUCAGCAACGAUGACAACAAAGGAAUUUUACAGAAAACUAAAAGUGAAGCUUCGAAGAAUCUUCCAUUCAUACAAUUUGAAUCAGAGGAAGAUAUCACACGAUCGUGCGAAGAGCAUCCAUGUCUUCGCCGACAGGAGGCGAUCGUCGAAGAUGAUCCCAGUGAUGAUUCCAGCAGCGAGACCACGGUGCUUCUCAGACGACCUCCAGAAAGUCCCAGGAAUGUGCAACAGAGCUCUUCCGCUGACGUGUCCGAAUGGGAGGCCUUCACGAAAGAGUGAUCCUGUGUUUCUGUGAUCUUGCGAAAUGAUUUAUUUUAUUUAUGAGGUUUUUAUCUCGCCGACUUACAAUCAGCCACGAUGAUGGCGGCCUUCUGUUUUGAUCGCAAAAGAGCAAAUUUAGGUUUGCUCUCUCAAGGACUGGGAAAAAGUAUUUUUUUAAUGACUGCAAUUUUCUAACGGAACGUACAAGUGGCUACGUGGGAAUAUUGAGCAAAGCGAAGGAAAUUAAUCGAGAAACGGUCUCGAAUUAUUGCUCAAAAUUGUAAUCUUAUUCGCUUGCAUCUCAGAUGUUGCACUUUUGUGGUUAUGUUUCAAGUAUCUUCGCAUACAACAAAGCGCUUUCUCAUUGUCUGUCUGCUUGUGUGUUUGGUGUUUGAACGCUCCAUUCCCAUUUGCUCUCUUGUUACAAUAAAUAUAUUUCCUAA
Molecule: messenger RNA, 4832 nt
Organism: Stegodyphus dumicola
Lineage: Eukaryota; Metazoa; Arthropoda; Arachnida; Araneae; Eresidae
Molecular function (GO): calcium ion binding
Source: RefSeq, a predicted model, not a curated record